AGUGUUUGGUUUCCGCGCCGCGCCGCGCCGAGCAGAGCAGUACAGAUAUGGCAGCACCCACCAGCGACAGUAAGCCGGAGGAGCCGCAGACAGAUGGAGGGACGGAGGCGGAUAGGUCCAUGUCGAGGUCAGACAGUGGAAGUGGAGAUGAUUCCUUGGACAGCCUCUCAAACCAUGUCCCUCGCUGUCCUUUGACCCCUUCGCUAUCACCACGAAAACGGACCACAAGCCAGUCUAAGACGGAGCCUCCUCUGCUAAGGACCAGUAAAAGGACUAUCUACACUGCAGGCAGACCACCUUGGUAUAAUGUCACCGGGACCACCUUCAAAGAAGCCUUCGUCAUAGGUCUGUGUGGAGGAAGUGCCUCUGGGAAAACCACAGUAGCCAAUAAGAUAAUUGAGGCACUGGAUGUCCCCUGGGUGGUUCUGCUUUCAAUGGACUCUUUCUACAAGGUGUUAAAUAAAGAAGAGCAGGAGUUGGCCGCUAAAAACGAAUACAACUUCGAUCACCCCGAUGCCUUCGACUUUGAGCUGCUGGUCAAUGUGCUCAGAAAGCUGAAGAAGGGAAAAAGCAUCAAAGUGCCAGUUUAUGACUUCACCACUCACUCCAGGCGCAAAGAAUGGAAAACUGUGUACGGUGCUAAUGUUGUCAUUUUUGAGGGCAUCCUGGCCUUUGCCAACAAGGAGCUGCUUAAGCUUCUGGACAUGAAGGUGUUUGUAGAUACAGAUUCAGACAUCCGUCUCAUACGGAGGCUGAAGAGGGACAUUUCACAACGGGGGCGAGACAUCAGCGGCAUCAUCAAACAGUACAAUAAAUUUGUAAAGCCAGCCUUCGAGCAGUAUAUUGAGCCCACUGUGCAGGUUGCUGAUAUUGUGGUUCCCAGAGGUGGAGAAAACUUUGUAGCCUUGGAUUUGAUCGUUCAGCACGUGCACAGUCAGCUGGAGAAGAGGAAGCUCCGCUGGGAUAUAUCUGCGCUGGCCUCAGCUCAUCAGGGUCAGCCUUUACCCAAAACCCUCAGCGUGAUGGAGAGCACGCCACAGGUCCGUGGCAUGCACACCAUCAUCAGGAACAGGGAGACUAACCGAGACGAGUUUAUCUUCUACUCCAAGAGAUUAAUGAGGCUCCUCAUAGAACAUGCCCUCUCCUUCCUGCCUCUCAAGUCGGUGUCUGUGGAAACACCUCAGGGUGAAAUCUAUGAGGGGAAGAGGCUGUGCGGUAACAGAAUAACGGGCGUUUCUAUCCUGAGGGCGGGAGAGACCAUGGAGCAGGCUCUGAUGGCUGUGUGUAAAGACAUCAGACUUGGAAAGAUCCUCAUUCAGACCAACCACGACACAGGAGAACCAGAGCUUCAUUACCUUCGUCUGCCCAAAGACAUCAGUGAAGACUACGUCAUCCUCAUGGACAGCACGGUGUCCACCGGUGCUGCUGCUCUCAUGGCUGUCAGAGUUCUGCUGGACCAUGAUGUAGCUGAGGAUAAGAUCUUCCUGUUGUCCCUGCUGAUGGCUGAGAUGGGGGUCCAUUCGGUGGCCUACGCCUUCCCUAAAGUCCGCAUCAUCACCACCGCUGUAGACAAAGAGGUCAACGACCAGUUCCACAUCAUACCAGGCAUCGGUAAUUUUGGAGAUCGUUACUUCGGCACCGAUGCUCCAUCAGACUGGUGUGAAAGCGACGAGGGGAUGGAGUUCUGAGGAGAGGGGAGCCAUCACGGAGGUCCAGGGUUGUUACAAAAGCACUUAGACGUUUAAAGAAGACAGCUGUGAUCUGAUUGGCUCCAUCGAUGUCCACCUGCGCAGUCAGGUGCUGCUGUACAAACUGCUUCCCAUUCACAACGAGCUAUACUCCAAGGUCAGUUAUUAAUGAAGUCAGUGAGGAGCCAGAGUUGAAAGUGUUAGCCGCCCUGCAGGAUGUGGAAUGUUUCCAGAAGAUGAUUUACUAAUAAGUUUUAAUUUAAAAAAGGGGAAACAUUAAGCUACCUGCUGACAGAGAUGACUUAAUUCUGGUAUUAAAAAUGUUGCCAGUGAUGUGUUUUUGUCGCUGAAGCUGCAGCCUGUGAACCUUCAGAGGUGAUGUUUAAGUUUAGAUGAUGUUUACUGGAAGAGCCGGCCUUUAUAAGCUGCUUAAUAAAAAUAAAAUGACUAAUUAACCGAUUUAAACCCAGCUGGGAAGUUAGCUGGGAAGAUCGGACUAGAGCGAUGCUCAGUUAUGAAUAUUAUUAGCUGUAAAAGCAGUUUAUGAAAAAAAUUUCAUGGUGCUGGGGCACUCGGUAAUAAUGUAACCAUUUGCUUUGCACAAAUACAUGUAAAGAUGUUAGCGUGAUGUUUUUCUCGUAGCUUAAAGCUUUUGUAAGAAUCAUUACUCCAGCUUUGCCGUGCAGCUGAAGCUGCAGCUCUCUGUACUGUAAAACAUUUUUAUCUCAGGCGACUUCCACCGAAAAGGGACAGCAACGACUCAUACUUGAAGACCACGCGAGUGAAAAGGUCAGUUUUAGAUAGCCUUUGAGUUCAUGCCACCAGGUUCCCACAGCAAUAAGAGAGCCAGGAUAUCCCAGUUUUCUUGUUGAAGUCAUUGAAACUUUAAGCUUUUAAUUAUUUCUGCCGAGCUCGAGUUGCUAUUUGAAUCAACAUAUAACCGAGGAACGCUUUGCACUGUAUUUCCUGUCAGCUGUUGACCUGAAGCCUCUGUAACUGUGUGAGAUUUUAUCGCUUCUCAUCAACAGAAAAUAUCUCGCAGACCAAAUUACAGCAGGCGUCUUUGCUGCUAUAGUGUUUGAUUUAAAACAGCCGCAGUCAACAGGAGGGGUUCCCAGGUUCGAUCUGUUAUUGGCUUUAAGUCUUAGUAACAUUUCACAUGUAAAAUGGCACAUAUGCCAUAUAUUUUUUUUUUUGUGUAUGUUUCUUAAAUUUAUUUAUUGUAUUGUUUGCAGGGUUCGUCACACAUUCAACACAUUACAGUUUUCAUGUUAUUUGUCUUCAGUUCUGUGAUCUUAUCCAGUGCAUAUCACUUUAUUUAAUGGACAGUUUGACUUGUAAAACAUAGAACUUAAAAGCAUUAAAAAAAAAAAAAGCUCACCUGUGCACCUGCUUCCUAUAAGGCCUCAUUUACACCUCGCAGUGCAGCUGAUUUUGGUGCCAACAUUUUAAAUGUUUUAAGCAAGCCGAGCAAAUAAAAGGCGGCGAGUCAAAUCCUGCAUCUUCAAAGCCACAUGCUCCACUGUUCCUGUCCCCGUGCCUUGCUUAAUAUAAUGUGGCAGUUUGAUACCUGCUGUGGCCACUCCCCCCUCAUGCUGAGGUGAAGUGAGAGAAAAGUAGGUGGUACCAAAACCGAGUGAAGUUUGAGUUGAUGAGGCUUCAGUGUUGCACAUGCAUUGCCACAAAUCAAACGUCCGCUGCGAGAAAUACCCUAAAGCCGGGGUGUCAAACAUGAGUUCACAGCCCACAUACAGCUCUGUUUAAUCUCAAGUGGGCCACGCCAGGAAGAUGAUGUCUGCGUCGACUUCUUUAGGCUGCUCCGUUUAGGAGUCGCCACAGCGAAACAUCUGCCUCCUUACUUCUAGUUUUCACACAAGUUAAAGUGAGACAAAUUGGACUGAUUUCUGGUCCCCGGGCUGCAUGUUUGACACCCUGUGCUCUGUAAUAACUGUUGGAUUCAUUCUGACUUCAUGCAAAUUUCUGUGUCAAUAAAAAAGGUCACAUUAGAGCAAAUUACAGCGGGUUACUUGAAAAACAUUUUCUGUGGAAGGUGUUAACCUCCUUUUAGUAAUUUACAUUAAACAUGAAAGCUGGAGAACCUUAAGUAACAAAAUUAUGAUGGUAAGCCAUUCCAUUUAUUUAUUUUUUUUACCAGUCACACCUGUUUGUAGCCAGUGUCUCCAAUGUAAUAAUUUUUUUUCUCCUUAUUGUAAGUGCCACUUCACUUGAACAAAAUAAA
Messenger RNA from Archocentrus centrarchus (flier cichlid), 3927 nucleotides. RefSeq names its product uridine-cytidine kinase-like 1. The transcript has 15 exons. Lineage: Eukaryota; Metazoa; Chordata; Actinopteri; Cichliformes; Cichlidae. Bases 48 to 1688 code for a protein of 546 amino acids. The record is from RefSeq and is a predicted model, not a curated record. Gene Ontology annotation, molecular function: kinase activity; ATP binding.